AUGGGUGAGACGAAGUUGGAAGUUUUUCAAAUAUGGACCAGAUCUACAUGUGAGCGGCUCAAACCCUCGGAAGCCGCUCAAAUGGCUAUCGGCAACCCAAAGAUGCUGUUUUAUGGAGCCGGUUUAGUCUGUCUUGCAGCAUGGCUGUUGAUACGGUCAGCGGCGAUGUUCAAGAAACCGAGACAUGCCAGACCGAGAACUCCGGAUCUGGAGAAGCCGACAUCUAAGAACGGAAAGGCACAGAGACCGUUGGGAGUGUGGGAGCCCAUGCAAUUCACACGCCCGACGGCAGUUCCCUCUCCAAACUGGGAUGUACACAAAACGAAACCGAACGCAUACCGGCCAUUUCGCCAUGGACCUUAUCACAUCACCAUGGGAUUACGAAAUAUGGAUUGGAAUGAAUGGAUAGAAUUGGACAAUCAUUACAUGAAGUACCAUGACGACAAAGCCAAACGUAUUAUCGACCGUGGCGCCAGAUCUUGCUACACCGAUCCUUCGGCGUUUGAUGGUGCCGUUGAGCUGCUCGAAGAACUUUGCGCGUAUCUCCCAGAACGUUACCCUACUCUUUACAAACGCACACCUGUAGGUAUGGAUAACCUGCUCACUAACGAAUCAUUCAACAUCAUCGAACGGCCACUUGCAGAGGAUCCAAUGCAAAUGGCAGCUCGCUUCACGCAAGAUGAUCUGGCCAUCAUGUUUGAGAAAGAAGAUGGCCAAUACUACCUUCUUGCCGGAGCAAUUUUACUCGCUGGAUUCUGGCGUUUGGAAGAUAAAUUAGGCAUGCCGUUGAGUGAGAUCCACACGGCUGCUGACGUGCCAGGCUACAAAUCAAAGCUGGAGAAAGGGAUGAUGAAUUUUUUCCGAAGAGUGCAGCCCAACGGGCCCGUGCAACGUAACAACUAUUUCAUCCAAGUAGACGAUCAACUAGCAUGGUCAUCAAGCAUUGGACCCGAAGAAGGGGAACCCGGGACCGUGAGUUGGGAUACGGCGGAGAAGAAUAAAGCGGUUGAACAUCAUUGGUUUCGGUCGGAACGACAGUCGUUGAGAAGACUGCCGAGAUCUGGCGGCGUGGUGUUCACGAUUAGAACAUACUUCCACCCGAUCACGGAAAUAUGCGAGGAGCCGUAUGUACCUGGUAGAUUGGCAAGCGCGGUGAGGAGUUGGGGUGAUGAUGUGGCUACAUAUAAGGGGAAGGAAAAGUAUGGUGAGGUUCUAUUGGAGUAUCUGGACAAGAAACAUAAUGAGCAAGUUGAAGCGGGGCUUGAUUUGGAAAAUGAGGACGAGGUCAGAGCGUAUCCGUACUAG
Messenger RNA from Sclerotinia borealis F-4128, 1305 nucleotides. NCBI's taxonomy places the organism in Eukaryota, Fungi, Ascomycota, Leotiomycetes, Helotiales, Sclerotiniaceae. The record is from the annotation of a GenBank genome assembly.